Messenger RNA from Homo sapiens (human), 5825 nucleotides. It is a transcript of the gene AASS, whose product is annotated as aminoadipate-semialdehyde synthase. NCBI's taxonomy places the organism in Eukaryota, Metazoa, Chordata, Mammalia, Primates, Hominidae. Gene Ontology annotation, biological process: L-lysine catabolic process. Bases 105 to 2885 code for a protein of 926 amino acids. Gene Ontology annotation, cellular component: mitochondrion; mitochondrial matrix. Gene Ontology annotation, molecular function: saccharopine dehydrogenase (NAD+, L-glutamate-forming) activity; saccharopine dehydrogenase (NADP+, L-lysine-forming) activity. The record is from RefSeq and is marked reviewed. The transcript has 24 exons.
AGUUUCUUCUAGGAAUUCGGAGCCUCCCCUGCAGCGACUCGGAAGAUUCGAGGCGGCGGGGGACAAGUCGGCGCCCCAGAGCGGACGAGUCACCAGGUGUCAAGAUGCUGCAAGUACAUAGGACUGGACUGGGCAGGCUGGGGGUCAGCCUCUCCAAGGGUCUUCACCACAAAGCUGUGUUGGCCGUCCGGAGGGAGGAUGUGAACGCCUGGGAGAGAAGGGCCCCGCUAGCUCCCAAGCACAUCAAAGGCAUCACCAAUCUGGGAUACAAGGUCUUGAUACAGCCUUCGAAUCGGCGGGCCAUUCAUGAUAAGGACUAUGUCAAAGCUGGUGGCAUUCUUCAGGAGGAUAUUUCUGAAGCUUGUCUAAUUUUAGGAGUUAAAAGACCUCCAGAGGAAAAAUUAAUGUCCAGGAAGACUUAUGCAUUUUUCUCCCACACAAUAAAAGCUCAGGAGGCCAAUAUGGGCUUGUUGGAUGAGAUUCUAAAACAGGAAAUUCGCCUUAUUGAUUAUGAGAAAAUGGUGGAUCAUAGAGGAGUACGGGUAGUGGCAUUUGGACAGUGGGCUGGUGUGGCAGGAAUGAUCAACAUUUUACAUGGAAUGGGUUUAAGGCUCCUUGCUUUGGGACAUCACACACCUUUUAUGCACAUUGGCAUGGCUCAUAACUACAGGAAUAGCAGUCAGGCUGUGCAAGCUGUCCGUGAUGCUGGCUAUGAAAUAUCUUUGGGUUUGAUGCCUAAGUCAAUAGGACCCUUAACAUUUGUGUUCACAGGAACUGGUAAUGUUUCUAAGGGAGCCCAAGCAAUCUUUAAUGAGCUACCUUGUGAAUAUGUGGAGCCCCAUGAAUUAAAAGAAGUUUCCCAAACUGGAGACCUCAGAAAAGUGUAUGGGACGGUGUUAAGUCGUCAUCAUCAUCUUGUCAGGAAAACAGAUGCUGUGUAUGAUCCUGCAGAGUAUGACAAACAUCCGGAGCGCUACAUAAGUCGUUUUAAUACUGAUAUUGCACCCUAUACAACUUGCUUAAUUAAUGGAAUCUACUGGGAACAAAACACUCCUCGCCUCCUAACCCGCCAAGAUGCUCAGAGUCUCCUGGCUCCGGGCAAGUUCUCACCUGCUGGUGUGGAAGGCUGCCCUGCAUUACCACACAAACUCGUGGCAAUAUGUGACAUUUCAGCUGACACAGGAGGGUCUAUAGAGUUUAUGACUGAGUGUACAACAAUAGAGCAUCCCUUUUGCAUGUAUGAUGCAGACCAGCAUAUUAUUCAUGACAGUGUUGAAGGCUCGGGGAUCCUGAUGUGUUCCAUUGACAAUUUGCCGGCACAGCUCCCAAUUGAAGCUACAGAAUGCUUUGGAGACAUGCUUUACCCUUAUGUUGAAGAAAUGAUAUUAUCAGACGCGACACAGCCUCUUGAAAGUCAGAAUUUUUCUCCUGUGGUGAGAGAUGCAGUGAUUACAUCCAACGGUACAUUACCUGAUAAAUAUAAAUAUAUCCAGACACUCCGGGAGAGCAGGGAACGUGCUCAGUCACUUUCAAUGGGCACCAGGAGAAAGGUUUUGGUUCUUGGAUCUGGCUACAUAUCUGAGCCUGUAUUAGAAUAUUUAUCAAGAGAUGGCAAUAUAGAAAUAACAGUAGGAUCUGACAUGAAGAAUCAAAUUGAACAGUUAGGCAAGAAAUAUAAUAUUAAUCCUGUUAGCAUGGACAUUUGUAAACAAGAAGAGAAGCUGGGCUUCUUGGUGGCAAAACAGGAUCUUGUCAUCAGCUUGUUGCCUUAUGUAUUGCACCCUCUUGUGGCCAAGGCCUGCAUCACAAACAAAGUUAACAUGGUCACUGCAAGCUACAUCACACCAGCACUAAAAGAAUUGGAAAAGAGUGUGGAAGAUGCUGGCAUCACAAUCAUUGGUGAAUUGGGAUUGGACCCUGGUCUGGAUCACAUGUUAGCAAUGGAAACAAUAGAUAAAGCCAAGGAAGUGGGAGCCACGAUUGAAUCAUAUAUUUCCUACUGUGGUGGGCUUCCAGCCCCUGAACAUUCAAACAAUCCAUUGAGAUAUAAAUUUAGCUGGAGUCCAGUGGGAGUUUUGAUGAAUGUAAUGCAGUCUGCCACCUAUCUGCUCGAUGGAAAGGUUGUGAAUGUUGCAGGAGGCAUCUCCUUUCUUGAUGCCGUUACGUCCAUGGAUUUUUUUCCAGGAUUAAAUUUGGAAGGCUAUCCUAACAGAGACAGUACGAAAUAUGCUGAGAUUUAUGGCAUUUCUUCUGCUCACACUUUGUUGCGGGGGACACUGAGAUAUAAGGGAUAUAUGAAAGCUUUGAAUGGAUUUGUAAAAUUAGGUCUUAUAAACAGAGAAGCGCUUCCUGCCUUUAGACCUGAGGCCAACCCUCUCACCUGGAAACAACUCCUCUGUGACCUAGUUGGGAUUUCACCCUCCUCUGAGCAUGAUGUGUUGAAGGAAGCUGUUCUUAAGAAACUAGGAGGAGACAAUACCCAGUUGGAGGCUGCUGAAUGGUUGGGCUUACUUGGGGAUGAACAAGUUCCUCAGGCAGAGUCCAUUCUGGAUGCCCUCUCCAAGCAUUUGGUCAUGAAGCUUUCCUAUGGUCCUGAAGAAAAAGAUAUGAUUGUGAUGAGAGACAGCUUUGGAAUCAGACAUCCUUCUGGACAUUUAGAACAUAAAACGAUUGAUCUUGUGGCUUAUGGGGACAUCAAUGGCUUUUCAGCCAUGGCUAAAACCGUGGGGUUACCCACCGCCAUGGCAGCCAAAAUGUUGCUUGAUGGUGAAAUUGGAGCCAAAGGCCUAAUGGGGCCCUUUUCAAAGGAGAUCUAUGGACCAAUAUUGGAGCGAAUUAAAGCAGAAGGCAUUAUAUAUACUACACAGAGUACAAUUAAACCAUAAUUGGGAAUUAUAUUUUGUUUUUUUCUUCCCAGGCAAUACACCUCUGAACAUGUGUGUGAUAAAUGGGUUUGCUAAUGUGCUGUUUUAAAGUAUAAAGCAUAAUAUGUUUUGGUUAACACAAUGUACUUUUUGAACUAUAAAUCUUUAUUUUAAUAUGGAAAUGUUUGGAACAGGAGAUGCAAGCCACUAACAGAGAACUUUAAUAAUUCUACCCUGUAUUUUAUAAAUACGUAUGUGAAAGUGAUGAUCAUGCUAUUUGUUAAUUUAUUGUGCCACUUUUUUUCUUUUGUUUUUUUUUUGUUGUUGUUGUUUUUUGAGAUGGAGUCUCGCUCUGUCACCCAGGCUGGAGUGCAGUGGCGCGAUCUCGGCUCACUGCAAGCUCCGCCUCCUGGGUUCACGCCAUUCUCCUGCCUCAGCCUCCCAAGUAGCUGGGACUACAGGCACCCGCCACCACGCCCGGCUAAAUUUUUUGUAUUUUUCAGUAGAGACGGGGUUUCACCAUGUUAGCCAGGAUGUCCACUUUUUUCUUAAAUGAACAUAUUGUCUUAUAACCAGCAAAUGAAGUUUUACUUUUUUAGUCAGAAAAAAUUUCGUCAUAAAGCUAUAUUUUUAUAUUUUUAAAAUUGAUACAGUUAGAUACCUUCAGAUUACCUAAGUUAAGUUUUUGCCAAAAUGCUAUUUUAUGCCCUUUUUGUAAAGUUAUGAUUUAUUUUGUAAAUAUAGUUCCUUAUAGUUUUCUCUUGAGUGUUUGGACAUGAGAAUAGAUAAGAUUAAAUUACAAUUUACAAGAUCACUUCAUUAGGCACAGGAAAAGUAUUUAACAAAAUUCAACACCCUUUCACAAUAAAAAAUAAAAAAUAAAAAACCCUCAACAAACUAGGAAUAGAAGGAAACUUCCUCAACCUGAUAAAGGGCAUCUAUGAAGAACCCAUGGUUAGCAUCAUACUUAAUGGUGAAGGACUGGAUUAUUUCCCCCUGAGAUCAGAAACAAGACAAGGAUGUCUGCUUUGGCCAUUUCUAUUCAACUUGUACUGGACAGUCAAGAAAGGGCAAUUAGGCAAGAAAAUAAAAUAAAAGUCAUCUAGGUUGGAAAGGAAGAAGUAUAACUAAAUAGAGAUGGGAGACGAUAUGGUGGUUUUGUGCAUAGUAAUCCAAGGGAAAACUAUAGAAAAUCCAAAGGCAUGAUUUAUUAAUAAAUAAAUUCAGCAAAGUUACAGGAUACAGGAUUAAAUAUGCAGAAAUUGGUUAUCUUUCAAUAUAGUAUCAAUGAAUAAAUCAAAAAUGAUGUUAAGAAAACAAUUUAAUUUUCAACAAUGGUCAAGCUUGGUGGCUUGUGCCUGUAAUCCCAACACUUUGGGAGUCUGAGGCAGAAAGACUGCUAGAGGCCAGGAGACCAGCCUGGGAAACAGUGAGAUCCCAUCUCUACAAAAACAAACAAACAAAAAACAACAAGCAAACAAAAAACAGCUGGAUGUGAUGACACUCAUCUGUCGUCUCAGCUACUCAGAGGCUGAGGUGUAAGGAUGGCUUGAGCCCCAAAGUUCGAAGCUGCAAUGAGCUAUAACUGGGUCACUGCAAUCCAGCCUGGAUGACAGAGUUAGACCUUGACUCAAAAAAAACAAAAAAGAAAAGAAAAAAAUUGACAGCAUCAGAAAGAGUAAAAUACCAAUAUAAUUGAGGGUCCAGAAAUAUUGAUCACAUUUAUCAUCAACUGACUUUUGAAAAUAGUGCUAAGACAAUUCAAUGGGGGCAAAAUAGUCUUUUUCAUUAAAUGAUGCUUGGAAACAUGGAUAUCCACAUGCAAAAUAAUGAAAUUGGACUCCUACCUCAUAUUGCAUAUAAAAAUUAACUCAAAGUUGACCUAAGAUCUAAAUGUAAGAGCUAAUAUUGUAAGUAUCUUCAAAGAAAACAUGGCGUAAAUCUUUCUGACUUUGAAUUAGGCAAUGAUUUCUUAAAUAAAUGACACUAAAAACACAAGCAACAAAAGAAGAAAAUAGGUAAAUUAAAAUUAAAACCAUUUGUGUUUCCAAGGACAAUAUCAAGAAAGCAAAAAUACAACCCACAGAAUGAGAUAAUUUUUUUUAAAAUCAUGUAUUAGUUAAGGGAGGAAUUUGUAUUUAGAAUAUGUAAAGAACUGUUACAAUAAUAAUUAAAAGGCAUAUAAUUCAAUUUUUAAAAAUCAACAAGAGAUCUGAAUUAACAGUUCUCCAAAGAAGAUACACAAAAGGCCAAUAAGCACAUGAAAAGGUUCUCAACAUCACUAGCCAUCAGGGAAAUGCAAAUGAGAUCUACAAUGAGAUAUCACUUAACACUCACUGGAAUAGAUAUAUAAUCAAAGUGAUAAUAUCAAGUGUUGGUGAGGAUGCAGAGAAAUUGGAACCCUCAUGCACUGUUGGUGGAUACCCACGUGAUAUAAAAACAAAUGUCUACACAAAAACUUGUGCACAGAUGUUCUUUGCAGCAUUAUUUAUAAUAGCCCAAAAUUGAAACAGCCCUAAUUUCUAUCAACUAACAAGUGAAUAAACAAAACGUGGCAUAUCCAUACAAGGAAUAUUAUUCAGCAAUAAAAAAAGAGAUGAAGUACUGAUAUGCACCACAACAUGGAAAAACCUUGAAAACAUAUCAAGUGAAGAAUGCCAGACAUGAAAGGCCACAUAUUAUAUGAUUUCAUUUAUAUGAAAUGUCCAGAACAGGCGAAUAUAUAUAGAGAGAAGGCAGAUUAGUGGUUGCUUAGGCUGAAGGGUUGGGGAGGACAAAGGGGUGACUGCUAAUUAGUAUGGGGUUUCUUUUUUGGGGUGAUGUAAACGUUGUAAAGUUGAUUGUGGUAAUGGUGGCACAACUCUGAAUAUACUAAAAACCACUGAAUUGUAUACUUUGAAUGUUUGAACUGUGUGGUAUGUAGAUUUUAUCUCAAGUUGUUAUAAAAAAUUAAAUUACAAA